AUGGCAGCGAUCGCGCUGUCCUCAAUGACGAUGACUCCGCUAGGAGAACUCAGGUACGGGGCGACCCCCGAGGCUGAGCUUUCCAGCUGGCUCCAGGCAUGUUACCGAUCCGAGCUUGCCACAGACCUGAAACCACCACGGAUAGCAGGGUUUGAUCACGACGGACUGGGUCCGAACGUGAUGCGAAUGGAAUAUCUGGUCGUUCGCGACCUCGAUCUGGAACCCUUGAACGAAAAGAACCCCGCGAAAAGUCAUGAUGACUUCCACCCAUCAUCGUCAUCAUCUGAAGGACGCAUCGUGGCUUAUGCAGAAUUCACGUACCAUCCGCCGGAGGAUGCGCACUCCCACUACCAGGGUCAGAACGCCAAAACUACUACGCCAGACUCGAAGGACGAGAUCCUUCUCCAACCACAACCACCUCCUUCAGUGCACAACGAAUUGCGCAAGCACUGGGACGGUCUUGUCGAAACCGCGCUGCAGAGACAGUUCGGCGGGAUGCAUUGCUUUGAGGUCCGAGGCCUCUCUACCCUAUCACCUUCGCAUCUUCGCAGAGGCAUCGCGAGCACGCUGCUCAGCUGGAUCUUCCCCUGGGCAGACAGGUUGAAUGUGCCGGUCGUGCUGGCUGCGACACCGCCGGGCUAUCCGCUGUACCUGAAGCAUGGCUUUGUGCCGGCGGGGCCCAAUGACGGUGCCAUUGAAUGCGAUAUGGCUCAAUGGGGAGGCAGCGGUGUCCAUAAACACGUCUUGAUGAUACGAUGGCCAGAGAAGGAGCCAGGAUUUGAGAUGGUCGGUACACGCGACGGAUGA
Cladophialophora carrionii CBS 160.54 is the source of this 807-nucleotide messenger RNA. RefSeq lists its product as uncharacterized. Lineage: Eukaryota; Fungi; Ascomycota; Eurotiomycetes; Chaetothyriales; Herpotrichiellaceae. The coding region runs from base 1 to 807 and encodes 268 amino acids. The transcript has a single exon. The record is from RefSeq and is a predicted model, not a curated record.